This is a messenger RNA of Bradysia coprophila, 1910 nucleotides long. RefSeq lists its product as uncharacterized. The record is from RefSeq and is a predicted model, not a curated record. NCBI's taxonomy places the organism in Eukaryota, Metazoa, Arthropoda, Insecta, Diptera, Sciaridae.
GAUCUAAAAUGUGAAAAAAUUGCAACACAUCAGUUUCCCAUUCAUAUAUGCUUUUAAUGAUGAUUGUUUAGAUAAUAUGUUCGUUUGUACCAUAUAUAUAAAAUGAGAUGCUGAAUGUAGUCUGGUCAAUCGAAAGGUUUAGUGGUUCAGUGAACAUUGGAAGAUUUUUUUUAUUUUUUUUUUGUGUCCACAAUGGAAGUUCCAUUAAUUUUACUGUGUGCUGUAUUAAUAGUGUGUGCGUUUCCGGUGGCCCACGGCGGAAAUGAUCUCAACGGUGAAGAAAAUGAUAUGACAAUAGUUGAGUCGGCACCAUCUAGAAGCAAUAUAUUGGUUCACAACACAUUCCACUUACCACCGAUGGAUCAAACAUUCCAUAUACCACCAAUGGAUCAAAUGAGAUCACCAGAAAUGAUUGAAGAAUCGGAAUUUACAGAUCCUACGAUAAUACGGAAACCAGUUAACGAUCACUACAGCUUUCAUUCUGAUGGUAUGAGAAUGUUGGAGGGCAAAAUCGAUUUUUUGGUCAAAAGCAAUCAUCAUAUAUUGAGCAUCCUGAACGCUUUGGAAUACAGAAUCAAUCAGACCUUAGAUCCAACUAACCGAUUUGAUAUACGAUCCACUAAGCAACCGAGUAGUACUAUCGAUCUGAUGGACAAUCUUGAGGUAAUGAACUUGUUGAACAAUAUUCAUCAGUUCAUCAUCUCGUCGAAUAGCAAAACCAAACAGUCGGACAUUUUGGAAGCGGAUCAGAUUCAAGUCAUUAAAGAUUUUGUUUCGGUAAUUGAAAGCGAAAGGAAAAGUACCGGACAUGCAACACCGUCGACGCCUAGCUCUGUUAAUCAGGUGCUCGCAAACAGUUGGAAAACAAUUCAAUAUUUGGAGAAGGUAUCUGGAACAGUUCAAGACAUCGACGAACGUACGGUUCGUAUGUUUGAUAAAUCUUGCCGCCAAGAUCAAAAAUUAACAUAUGACAACCGAUAUGAUGAUUGUAUCUGUGAUAACGGUUCGGUUGGCAGAAAACAAUAUGAAAAUGGUCGAUACGAAAGGACGUAUGGCAGUAUGAAAAGGGAUACCAGUCGAGUGAUUUUCGAACCAAACAAAUACAACUGCCACGACCUUCAAAUACGAAGAAACGGAAUCUACAAAUUUGCCUCGCUGGACGAGGUGAGUAAUGAAGCGGGUCGCUUUCUGUACGAACGGUAUUGCGAUUUUAGUACAGCCGGCGGUGCAUGGACCGUUAUUCAGCGGCGUUUUAUGAACGAACAACAAGAAAAUUUCAACAGAAGCUGGCUAGACUAUAAGCUUGGCUUCGGCGAUUUGGACAAAGAAUUUUGGUUCGGCAACGAUUUCAUCCACAAGCUAACAUUCGACGAAGACGUCGAGUUGCGUGUGGUUUUAGAAGAUGCUCGUGGCAGAAAAGGAUGGGCCGAAUAUUCCCUGUUCAAAGUUGACUCCGAAGAAUAUAAUUACAAUUUGAUAAUUGGCGGCUACCGUGGCACUAUUCAAGAUGGUCUGCUGUAUCACAACGAUCAGGAGUUUAGUACGUACGAUCGGCAGAAUGACAAUAAUGAAAAUGUGUCCUGUGCGUCGUCGUAUGGAAACGGAUGGUGGUUCAAUAAUUGUACGCAAGCAGUCAGUGGAGACUACAGGGGUAUCACAUGGGAGAAUUGGCUGGGCAGUAAUUUCUUGAAGUCGUCCAAAAUGAUGAUUCGACCAAAAGGUUUGUGGAGCAACAGUGAUAGCAGUGAGGAGGGGUACAUUUAUACCAGUAAUGGAAUGGAUCCUUAGACGCGGUGAUGGAAUGGAGGGUAAUUUAUUGUACUUUAGUUUUAUAUAUGAUGAGUAGCAGGGUUAGUGUCCGUGUAUGUAUUGAUGGUCGGCGGUUAAUAAAGACUUUAGAGAAGUAAAAA